AUGGCUGCUGAUAAGGUGAGUGUGAUCCUAUGGUCUUUAUUUAGUUGUAACUUAACCACAGCAUGAGCAAUAUGCCUGCGAGCCUCCUCCUCUCAAACAGUACGGAGCAAUUAUGUUUAACGAAGAAACCAAAGUCAAUGCUUCAACGAAGGACUUCAAGCGCUUUAUGUAUUUUUACUAUGGCGAAUGCUUACAUUCGUUCAGUAUUUAACAGAGAUACUCUAAUGGUACUAUGUUAUGCCUUCGUACUCUAAUAUAAACAAUCGUUUACAUUUGGUCAGCAUAGCAAUCACUGACCACUACGCUCUGUGAUACUAACUUCAAUAUUUUGUUUGUGUCUAGUUAAAGAAACUCGAAGCCAGAGGUCGAGCAGCGUUUCUUCAAAAGGAUAUAAGUUCCGCGACGAGAUAUUUUAUGCAAGCAUUGGAAAAGAAAAACAGUCCUGAAUAUAGUAAAUCUACACCGCCCAAACGAAAGCGUGACAAACCGCGGAGUAAAUCGCUACACAGUCUGAACAACAACAAUGAAGAUGAUCAAGUGUGGAUCUUACAAAAGACAAACGAUAAACGGUAAGUGGGUAUUAUCAACAUUAUACCACUCCAUGACAUGGUAAAUGGGUAAUAUCACUCUAUCAGUAUAAAGCGAGUCAUAAUGUAUCUCUCAGAUGUGCGCAAUGUAUUCUUAUAAUACCCAUAAUAUUUUUGGUUAAAUGAUUCACAUUGUUGAUGCCUAUAUUCGUAUGUAAGCUGAUACCAUUUAAAUAUCAGCUAUAUUUAAAAUAUGCGGUAGAACUAAGAACUUCAGUAAUAUGUAUAAUUUUGCCAUGGUAAAGUAUAUCUGACUAGCAAAACCUAUACAGCUUGUGUAGGUGAAGUCCAAAAUUGAAUUCACUUGUACAGAAACAUCUACAGAAGAAUAUUUUAGUACACGAGUCAUGGGCAGAUGAUCUUUGAGGCGAUUCAUUGCACGGAUUAUUGUUGUCAAUCUGCAUUGUUUUUUCUGCACGUACACGAGUUAAAUUCUCGCUGUGUCAGUCCGUGAUGUCUGUAGGCUUGGCCGGAGGUACUCUUCUGCUCAAGAUUUAGAGACAUUUUUUUGAAGUAAAGCAACGUAAUAUAUUAAUUAGGCUCGAGUGGCGAUUGAACAGUCUUGCCUUGAAAGACAUCUGGUGUGAAAUGAUAUUGAAUUGCUUGAGCUUUAUCGAUUCAAAUAAACAAAAUCAAAGGGCUGAAUAACAGGUUCUAUUAUUAUUUUCUAUUAAAAUUUCUAAGGUGUACAUGGAGAACAAGUGUAUUAAAAUGAACGCGUGGUUAUGUAGCAUUUAUAGUGACUCUUUCAGCCUCUUUUCGCUUUGUUUCUAUAUUUAUAAAACAUGAUAUUGUGGUCUGAAUUCUGAAACUAUUUACAUCCGCUGAGAUUUGACCAGCAUCUUAACGCUUACUGAAACAUACCAACAUGAGGAAAAGAGAAAAUUAGAAAAAUGAACAUUCACUCCUGACAACUGGACAUUUUCACAUUGUGUAUAUAGCGUGUUUCUUGGCGUGUCGGUCACCAUAUCAUUCGUAAUUAAAUAUAAUUAAUUAUAUUGGGGAGAUAUUUACAGCUUAUUAUUAUUUAAAUAUCUAUUUUACCGCUAAGAUUAUCUGGAUUAUUGCUUGGAUUAUAGAUUAUUUUGCUUGGCCUUGGGGCUAAAAUCGACUCGUAUUUGAGAUGCCUCAGACUUCAGCUCGCUUCAUCAAGGAAAGAUGAUUUAUUUAGUAAUCUUGCAUUCACCGUUUAGUUGAUAACAUAACUUUCCUGAAAUGGUGGAAUUUGGUUUUAGAAGCAAUUUGCUAACUCAACUAAGCCAGAUUAGCAAGCCAGAUAGCGCGCAUUUUAUCUAGGAUUACGUUAUACUAGGAAAUCCGGCUAGAGUGAUAAAACGUCAUUUAUUGUUUCGUUGCAUGUGACGGAGUAAUUUUCCCUCAAUGUUAUUUGCCAAAUUGUAAGUGUUUUUGCUAAUUGCUCAAUUCAUGCUAAUGACCGUAUAGCUUAUUAGAGCUCAUUAAACCCGCUCACGAUUUCCUGUAUAAAUGACUUAUACACAGCGUUGUUUUUUGCCAUAAAAUUUUAUCUGCAGAAAUCAGAACUAUGCAUUGAGUUUGAGAAGUGACGGGCUAGCGAAAUUGUAUACGUGCUGAAACUCCUACGCGGGGCUCGAAAGCAUUUUUAUGUUACGUGAAGUUUUCCGCAAAUGCCCACGCUUUUCUUUGGUAUGUCAACAUGUUUUUGUUGCUUCGUGUUGACAUUAAAGGUUAAACGAGUACAAUGGAAUGACAAGCUAAAGUAUAAGUCCUAUAUAGCACAUUUUCAUACAUAAGUCAAUAGCCUAGCCGAAGAUUCAGUGUCUUUUUUUGUUAAAAUAGGCUAAUUGCAAUGACGUUAGUUGCUUUGAUAUUGUAGCAUGUUUUGAGUGAAAUAUCGUCAUUUAAGAAGGUCAUUACACUUUUUCAGAACUUGGUAUUGGAAACUAUUUUAAUUUCAUGAAUAGCCCCUCGGUAAUUUCAAGUUUUAUGCCGAAUUUCUGGCUGAUUAAAGGCCGCAAAAUGAGGAAACGUGGAAAAACUAUUUAGAAAUAGACGGUAAUUUUUUUAAUUGACUCUUGGCAAAAUGCAAGUCCCUUGGUGUUUUAAGACGGCAAAAUUGAAAUUUGAAAUUAAUAUCAAGAAUGCAGUCAUUAUGCAGGUCAAAUCAUCGUCUCACCCUUAAUUUAACAUAGCAGGGGGUGAACCAUCUUGGGAAGUGAUAUAGUGUGGAAGUAUUUUGUCGAUAGAAAAUGAUUGUGUGUUAUACGAUAAGACUAAGACAAUUGACUCGUCGAUCAUUGUUAAACGAGUACUGUUAGACGUGAUAACAAAAAGAUUAAACGUGAUCAUUUUGCAUCCAGAAAUUUCGGGUUUGAAUUUAUUUUUGAUUGUGAUUUUUGUUGUUAAUAUUUCGUAUAAAAUGUUCUAUGACAAUGGAAAAUUGCAUUGAAUUUGUAGUUGUGCCAAUCUAGACGACUUGUAACGCAGACUAUGAAGUAAUCUUUCAAUUUUGUCAUUUUGUUGGAAGUGAUGUCAUGGAAUUGAAAUAACGGAACUUGAAACGUUCUCAUCAUGGGCGCUACUUUAUAAACGUAUCGAAACUCGAUCAAAAAUGUCGUUCUCACGGUUGGAAAAAAAUCUUUUGACUUAUAACUUACUUCAAGUGUCCAAUUACGAAAACGAUGAAAAUUUGAAUAAUUACCUCCGCAAACGACUGCGUUAAUAACUUCUUAACAUGACCCUCAUUCAAUGCAAAGAAAGAAUAAGUUUUAUUGCAUUUUGUUAAUUAUUAGUGCGGUAAGGAUUCAACGUUAAUGAUUUAAGAUGAUUUAAUUAUUUUCCUGUUGUUGUUCUUUUUCCAAACACAUUAAAAUUUUCUUGGCAUCAUGUUAUUUGCACUGAUCAAUUAAGACCAGGCUUUUGGAUGGAACGUUUUGCCAAAAACUAAACAUCGUGUUAUCCACCAAACAAAACAAUGGCUUAAAUCUUUUUUUCUUAAUAUGAUUUUGCAAAUUUCCCAACUUCUAGUUUGAGCCCACAAGGGGUCAAUGUUUCCUUUGCAUGAAAGUUUAGCUUCAUGUCUUUUUUUCUCGAUUUAGAAAUAAGAAAAAUGAAAAAGAACAUGGAAGAAAAAAGAAAGUAGAGGAAGAAAGCAGUGUUGAAAUGUUAGAUGGAAUUAUUUCUGACGCUGAUACGGUAAGCUUUAUAUAUAUAUAUAUAUACAAACACAAAAUACGGUAGCCUGCUCGCAGCCUGGAAAAUUUCCCCCUUCAAAAUUUCAGGCUGCGAGCAGGCUAAAGAUAUGUCUACAUAUAUUUUACAGUUAUAAUGAACUCGAUAGUAUUUACGAAAGUGCACAAUGUCAACGUCUUUUAAGACAUUCCUUAAACAAGUACAUACUUCAGGCGUAAUAAAUAAUUAUUCAGAAUUUGAAAGCUUUGUUGUCACCCUACACCUUUUAUGCGUUGCACAAAAAAUGUUUUUGUGUCCAAAAAUUUCCCGAAUGUUCUGCAACUUUUUGUAACAUAAUUCAUGUGUAAUAGGAAUUGAUAAUAUUUCACCAGUAAUUGACAAUAUUUCACCAGUAUAACUCCACGGAAAAUGCAAUUUGUAGGGGGGAAGUUGAAUUAACGGCAGCUGGUAAUUCUACUCGAAAGCAAAACUCAAACAUUUCUUUCACACAAAAUUUUGAAUAACUCUUUCAGAAUGAAUUUGAAGCAGUGCCAGUUUUCAAUAAUGUAUUUUAAUGUUGCCGCAAACGUCAUUGCAAUAAAGAUUCUUUUUCUGUCGUAAGAGAUUGCACUUGAUGCCUUCAUUAGUGUGUUUUUGUGUUUUGCAUAAAAGACGUUCACUGAAAGACCACGAUACUAUCUGGUAUUUCCAACUUAGGUUCAAAAGUCAUUCGGGAUGGUUCUAAUCUCAUUCAUAUUUUCUUGCAGGCGAUCCAGAGGUUCCCAAGUUUUCCAAUGGGAUACCUCAGAAAGGCGUCAGCCUUAAUUCUGCUCAACCAAUGGGAUGAAGCGAGACAAACUUAUACAACUGGACUGGAACAUUGUUCGGAGAGCAGUCUUUUAAUGUGAGUUGCGUUGUGCUUUGUAUGCAGUCUUUUCACCUGGACUACAUGAAGUUUAAGAUUGCAUUAGUUGACACCGCUCCACUUAUCUUUAUAGAUCAGCGUUAUACAACCUGAACAAGACUCAUAAAAUAACGUCAUGUGCUGCAAAUCUGGACAUGAAACAAUUGUCAGAUCUUCUCAAUGAUAAUAGGUAAGGAUUUCAAAUUAUUCAUCCCUACUCUUUUAGACAGGUAUAUACUUUGCUACCUUGAGUGCCAGAAUUUUUUCCACGCUCGCAAGAAAACUCGCGUGAAAUAGCAACUGACUGGCUCGCUAGUAGGCUUUGUCAUUAUGCGGCAUUUCUGCGAGCGUGGAACAACUCCAGGGUGAUACCAUGCCGCAGGAAAUGGUCAACCGGCACUUAUCAAAGUGAGAGAAUAAUGUUAGUCUCCUGUCCUUGUAUCUAAAUAGAAUUGAGAGAUAUAGUUUAAUAUUUUCAAAGUGUUAACAAGCAACUGUUGCUUUCUAAAGCUUUCGCUCAAUUUUUUGCUCAAUUUCCUAUCUUUGUUUCUUAGUUCUUCACCGACGAUGCCACCCCCAACCGCAGUGACUGCAAGAAGAAAUAAAUUUCGUUUACAAGGGCAGAGAAGAUUGACUAAGAAAAUCUUCCCUCGAGCCGAAACAGACGCUUUCUCAAUCCCUCAGAUUAAAACGACUUCAUUUCGGAGGACAAAUUCUACAUCAACAGUCACUCACUUAUGA
This is a messenger RNA of Paramuricea clavata, 5382 nucleotides long. The record is from the annotation of a GenBank genome assembly. Lineage: Eukaryota; Metazoa; Cnidaria; Anthozoa; Malacalcyonacea; Plexauridae.